AUGCCAUCAGUACAGACAAACAUAAUCAUUCAAGCACCACCAGAGCUAGUUAAACAAAAGUUCUUUGACUACCAAUCGUACCCCAGUUGGAACCCAUUUAUGGUGAGUUUCCACAAAUAUACAAACACGUCUGACCCACAAUUGAAUGAAGGUGAUGAGUUACAAAUCGACUUAAAAUUAAAGGGAAUGAACCACACCAGUACCAUAUAUCCAACAAUACUCAACAAGACAGAUCUGAGCCUAGUUUGGAAAGGUGCUUUGGUUUCUGAUUGGAUCUUUUAUGGUAUACACAAGUUCGCUAUUGAAUCAUUGGAAGGAGGAACUCGUACUUUAUUUAUUCAACUGGAACUGUUUGGUGGCUUAUUAGUGUAUAUACUACAGUUGUUUGGUGUGUUUAGAAGAACACAAGACUCGUUUAUUGAAUUUAAUGAGGCAUUGAAAGAUGAAGUUGAGAAGUUGGCACACGAAUGUUAG
This is a messenger RNA of Lodderomyces parapsilosis, 474 nucleotides long. RefSeq lists its product as uncharacterized. NCBI's taxonomy places the organism in Eukaryota, Fungi, Ascomycota, Pichiomycetes, Serinales, Debaryomycetaceae. The record is from RefSeq and is a predicted model, not a curated record. The transcript has a single exon. The coding region runs from base 1 to 474 and encodes 157 amino acids.